UUUUCGAAACACUAAAAAAAUCAUUAUGUCUGAGUAGUAGUGUUGUACCUUAUCAUUACAUGCCUGCACUUGAAACAGUUUCGAUGUCUUCCUAGUGCCGAGUAGUGGUGCGGAGACUGUUGUGCGAGCUUUUUUUCCCUUAGUCAAGUUAGAAGCCUGCACGACGAGGAGUUGUAGCAUACGAAAUUAGCUGUAUAGGCUAUAAUAUUUUAUUAUCGUCAGGAGCACUCCCUCUGCCACGUAAAUUUGUUUUUCUUCUUGAAUUGACCUGGAACAAUGAAGGAAAAGAUCAGUGAGGAUAUUCUCAACGACCUGUGCAGUCGGUUCCUGAUCAACCUGCCCAAAGACGUGAAGGAUGACACGACACAGCUGUUCUUCUACAUUGAGAUGGCUUACUGGUACUACUUGGACCUGUACGUUGAGGAAGAUUCCGCCACUCUGCCCAGACUGGACACGAAGAAAUUUGCCAUGCGGAUUUUUCGCUACCUGCCAUACUUGACGCCGAAGUUGCCCGAAAUCGAUCAGAUCUACGAGAGGUGGAAGGAGUUCAAGAAGCGAGUACCGUGCCAUGGAGCUAUUCUCAUGAACCAUGAUCUUACCAAGUGCGUUCUUGUGGAAAGCUACUACAACGGUAAUUGGAUGUUUCCUCGCGGCAAGGCCAACAAGGAUGAGUCAGCAUUGUACUGUGCAAUCAGAGAGGUUGAGGAGGAGACUGGUUAUAACUUUGCCCCUUUGGCACGUGAGAACGACUUUCUGGAACAGAGGGACAGCACAAACCGCCUUGUCAGGCUCUACUUAGUGCCAGGUGUAUCCACAUCGGAACACUUUGCGCCCAAGACACGCAACGAAGUGAAGGGGAUUCAAUGGUUCGACAUCGAUUCCUUGCCCACUGGGAAGAAUGAUCACGCUGCGUUCAAGAAGAGCAAGAUGUCCCCCAGGAACUUUUUCAUGGUAUUCGGAUACGUUCGCAACCUGCGCAAGUGGAUUGCGGCGCAUCGUGGUGAGAUCCUCCGCCAGCAGGCACGCUCUCGCUCACGCCAUCCGCUCGGCGCCGGCCCCGCAGCCUCCGGCGUCUUGACGACACAACAACAACAACAGCCCCAGCAGGUCAGUGGGGCGGGCACAAUGGACGGUGCCAGUGCCAGCUUGCCGCCGAGCAUGAUGGACAGCAGCAGUCUGGAGCGCUCGCUGCUCGCCCAGCAGCCAGUCGCUCAGCCCACCGCCGGUGCUCGCCCGUCGUCAGCCGUUGCCGCCGGCGACUCCGCUCAUUCUAGCGCCGCCGCCGGCGUCAUGGCACCCGUGCCAGCGCCGGGCGUGGUAUUCGGUGGCCUGAUGACGACGGCUAGCGAUGUCACCACUGCCACCCCCACCUCCGCUGCUAUGACCCACGUGUCUUUGUUAGAGCGUUCAACCAUGGCCUCAAUGCCAGCAGCAGCAGUGCCACUGGCAAGCACUCUCCCGCCCGGUAUCAGAAUGGCCAGUGCUGGACAAUCUACUGCCUCACCGCGCCUUCCUCUUCUUACUCCCAGUUCAAUGUCCACGGACACUACUCCAUCAUUAGCGCCGUACCAAGUUUCAGCAGGGCAGCUUUCACACGCACAUCUCGGAACUACUGCCACUUCUGCUGUGCAUGCGGCGAGCCCUGUGCACACAGCUAUCUCAUCGUCGGCCGUGUCCUCUUCCCAGCCCCUGCUGCCCUCACAGCUGGUCGCCCAGCACCCAGCUCCUGUCGUCGCCGCCGGUCUCACGGUCCAGCAGCAGCAGCAGCUGGGAGCUCCGCAGCAUCAGGCCGGCCAACAAAUGCCACCGCUCCUGGCCUCGCAGCAGCAUGUCUAUCAUCAAACCCAGCAGCUAAUUCCUCCCCAACCGAUGACGCAACAGCAGCAAGUACCCUUGAUACCAGCUAACCAGCAGAGAGGUAUUUCGCCAUCGAUGCCACCGUUAGAAACUAUCCAAAUGCCGAAGCAGGGCCAGGCCACUGAGGACCACCGAAUUCCACACUCGCAGCAGUCGGCAAUGUCACAGCGAGUGCAGUACCAGCAACCAGGUCCAUGGCAGCCGCACCAAGCUCAGCAACUGCCUCCCGGUCUCGUUGCUCUCCCGCAGCCACAACAACAACAACAACAACAGCAGCAGCAGCAGUCAAUGACACGGGCUCCACCCCAGCAAGCGCCCAGCCCCGCUCGUGCUCCGCGCCCAUCCAGCCGAAACACCUCGUCCACGCCGUCCAGUGUCCCUAGCCAGGCCUCGCCGCCGGCAUCGCCACUCCGCACGGGCGGGGAGCGGAUGCGGAUUACAGACCUCACUCAGUGGAUUCUGAAGACGGCUCAAGGGAACAGUGGCACGCCAUUGACGCUUCCCCCGGUCGAACUAAAACGAUCUAACCAGCUGUACAACUUCACGUUCAACCGGCGUGACAUCAUGGCCGCGUACGACAAACCUGUCAAGCAGCCCAGGCACCGAUCCUCGUCGCAGUCAGCGCAUCCAGACGAGCAGUACUACAGAGCACUGGAACAACAACAUCAACAACAGCAGCACCAGAGACAGCAGCAGCAACACAGGCCGCAGCCAGCACAGCACCAGACGAAUACACCACGGCGUACCGCCAGCCGGCAGGGCGCUGGAAGUGGCGGCGGACAAACGCGGCGUUCUACGCCCCAUCGAGCGUGAACUGCCGUCGUAGCGCGUGUUCUCAAUACCUAAUGAACCUGGGUGUCUGCCCGCUGAAGUGUGGUGUAGCAAGGCAAGGUCUUGCUAAAUACACUCGUAUUGAGGUGUUCUGUUACGGUCUGGUGUGCUGCCAGCAUGUGUGUGUGUGUGUGUGUGUGUGUGUGUGUGUGUGUGUGUGUGUGUGUGUGUGUGUGUGUGUGUGUGUGUGUGUGUGUGUGUGUCUGUGUCUGUGUGUCUGUGUGUCUGUGUGUCUGUGCAUGUUUGUGUGCAUGUUUGUGUGCAUGUGUGUGCAUGCACGCACCGGCACGUGCAAGUGUGUGUGUGUGUGCAUGCGUGCGCACGUGUGUCUGUAUCCAACCUGUCGGUAUCUGUGUGUGUCCAAUUCAGUGCCACUCUGACCUUGCUCCUCCUGUGCCGAUUCAGUGUUAUCCGCGAAGAUGGCGUUGUUGUUGUUUUUUUUUGGUAUGCGUGAAAUAUUUUUCCUCACUGGCUGCGUCCUGCUGUUCUGCUGCCCACCUCAGACUUGACUUUUAGAUAAUUGUCCUUCCCACUGCGUUUGUGGCAACACUCUAGUCCCUUAGUCUGGUGGGCGAAUAGUCGUUUUCACCGCACAGCACAUCAUUCAGCUUUGCUGCUGUCCACUGUAUGUGUAUGCGUCUUGCCCAUUCAAACCGUGUGCUAUGUCUGGCUUAUUUUGACAAAAAAAAACUUUUAGGUUUUUUAACAAUUCUUGUGAUCGGCACUGUGUCUACUUUUUUUCUCUCUUUUUAUUAUUAGUAGUUGACUGAGCUGCUGCUCGUAGUUUCUAUGUAACCAUACUCUCCAUCUGUGUGUGUGUGUGUGUGUCUCUCUCUCUCUCUCUCUCUUUCUCUCUCUCUCGCUCUCUCUCUCGCUCUCUCUCUCUCUCUCUCUCUCUCUCUCUCUCUCUCUCUCUCUCUCUCUCUCUCUCUCUCUCUCUCUCUCUCUCUCGCUCGCUCUCUCUCUCUCUCUCUCUCUCUCUCUCUCUCUCUCUCUCUCUCUCUCUCUCGCUCGCUCUC
Sycon ciliatum is the source of this 3707-nucleotide messenger RNA. Its product is annotated as serine/threonine-protein kinase Wnk-like. The record is from RefSeq and is a predicted model, not a curated record. Bases 277 to 2670 code for a protein of 797 amino acids. Gene Ontology annotation, biological process: nuclear-transcribed mRNA catabolic process, nonsense-mediated decay; deadenylation-dependent decapping of nuclear-transcribed mRNA. Gene Ontology annotation, molecular function: 5'-(N(7)-methylguanosine 5'-triphospho)-[mRNA] hydrolase activity; RNA binding; manganese ion binding. The transcript is spliced from 11 exons. Lineage: Eukaryota; Metazoa; Porifera; Calcarea; Leucosolenida; Sycettidae. Gene Ontology annotation, cellular component: P-body; cytoplasm.